AUGUUGAUGUCAAUCAAUUUAAAAGGUCGUUCAAAUAUUUGUCAUCAUUAUACACAAGAAGAAAAAAAAGUAACUCUUAAUGGAACAUUAUCCAAAUCACAUCAUACUGAACUUUGUAUUACAUUCAUUACAGUGAAUGAAUCUGAUGAAGAAUCAAUUCUUAGUCAUGUAUAUAUUUGUGAUUUAACUGAUUGUGAACCGUUAAUUGAUACUUGA
This is a messenger RNA of Rotaria sordida, 216 nucleotides long. The record is from the annotation of a GenBank genome assembly. NCBI's taxonomy places the organism in Eukaryota, Metazoa, Rotifera, Eurotatoria, Philodinida, Philodinidae.